This is a messenger RNA of Durusdinium trenchii, 999 nucleotides long. Lineage: Eukaryota; Dinophyceae; Suessiales; Symbiodiniaceae. The record is from the annotation of a GenBank genome assembly.
AUGCUGCAGAAAUGGAAAGAAGGCAUGCCUGAGGAGAUGGUUCCCCAAGAGGAAGGUGGUGAAGAAGAGGAAAAGGAAUCUGACCCUUGUGUGGAGGCAGAUGAUGAAAAGAGAAACAAGUACAUUGGAGCCAAGUUUGCUAAGCUCAGGAAAGAUGGAAAGAUUCCAGCUUCAAUACUUCAGGUUUAUGAUAACUUGGAAAGCAGGCAGCUCAAGACAAAGAUGUUGAGCAAAAUGUUCAAGAAGAGCAGCACAGGCAAUUGGAUGCUGUGCCAAGAUAAACCAGAGUUUCAAGCCUUCAUGCGCCACAGAGAGACAUUCUUCGCACAGGAGAAAGAGAAAUCCUACCCCAGGGCUAUCAUGAUUCAUCGCUAUUUCAAUGGCAAUGAACAAGCCUUCAGGGCUGCCUUGGAGGAUGGUGACAUUAGUGAAGUGAAAGGAAAGAAUGGCAAGAUCAUGUAUUCUUUUGAGCAAGUGUCACAGGGGAAAAGCAAGUCUUCAGAGACAGGCGCCAACCUUGCAGCUGGCAAAUUCAAGCUUUCAGCCAAGGGCUAUGAGGCCAUGAGGAUUGGCAUGGGUGGCUUCAAUUGGAAGCAGUUCAGCUUGGAGGCAGGGUCAGGCCACUCAAAAGAGAAAGCACAGCUGGCAUUGCCAGCUCCUGAAUGUGAGCUGAAAUGGGCCUUGGUUGAGAAGACACUAGCUGAAGCAAAGGAAUGCCAGCAAAAGUUGCUGAAAGAAGCUUCCAAGUACAUGACCAAGGUUCAGGACCAGCCAGAUCUGAAGAUCAAGUUCAAAGAGGCCUAUGGCAUGAUCACCAACAACACCAACUCCCUGCAGAACAUUUUGAUUUGGAAGGAGCCAUUUGUUGAGUUGCCCAAUGGCCCACCAACAAAGGCACAUGUGGAUGAGUACCUUGCAGGGCUUGCCAAAACAACUUCAGAGGCCUUUGAGAUGUUUGAAGAGGUCAAGGGCGUGUUGAAAGCAAGGCGAAUAGUUUAG